Messenger RNA from Symbiodinium necroappetens, 2214 nucleotides. The record is from the annotation of a GenBank genome assembly. Lineage: Eukaryota; Dinophyceae; Suessiales; Symbiodiniaceae.
AUGGAAGCGAAAGAAAGCUUUUGGGAGCUGCAUCGCAAGCUGGCUGAGUGCUACCAGCAUGACGUGGCGGCGGGUAGCAUGGCGCAGCCCCCGCACCAUGUGCCAGUGCACCCACCACUCAUCGAUCGGCGCGGCAGUUUGCAGCGGCGGCUUAGUCUCCAAAGUGUGCAAAAGGAGAACUCGAUGGCGUCAGGUGUGGAGGAAGCUCCAAAGUCGCCAGCAGGAGGAAAGCCAGCAAGGAUGGUAUCCUUCGACAGAAACUCCACCGUCAAAGUGAUCGACUUCGACGAGGCCUCGGUGGCGAAGGUAAUCCCGACAGCAUCCUUGACGCCAUCUGCGGAAGACUUCACUGAUACUGCAAGGGCCAGGGCAUCCUUACGGCAGCGGCGGAGGAGCACCGUCGAAGGGUUGCUCAGUGCCCAGGGGCUCUUGAGCCAAAGCAGCAUGGGAGAGUCCGAGGAUGAGACCUGGGACAUAACCAAGGUGAAGCUCUACGCCCACAAGUGCUGGCUGCAAGAUGAUGACAAGGACAACGAGCUCUCCGAUCGACUGCUCUCCCUGUCCAAGGGGAUAAACCAGUCGGCAGAGCAGUGCCAAAUCCACGAGAGCGAGUUGGAGGUUCCCUAUGAGAUGGAGGAGCAUUCCACAAUGCUGCAUCCAGCCGGAGUCUUGCGGACGACCUGGAACAUUCUAGUUGCCAUGUGCCUGAUCCAUGACUUGGUGGUGAUCCCUCUCUACGUCUUCGACAUACCCGACUCAUCAGUUCUGAUUGCGCUGGAGUGGUUCACUCAGCUCUUCUGGAACAUUGACAUUGCCAUGACCGUGCGUACUGGCUACUACUACAAAGGUCUGCUCAUCAUGGACCCUCGAAAGGUCCUGCGCAACUAUGUGAAGACAUGGCUGAUCCUAGACGUGACGUUGGUCUCUUUAGAUUGGGCCUUCGUGAUCCUCUCAUUGUCAGGUGUACAGGUAGACUCGGUGGCACAACUCUCGCGGACAAUCCGGUUCCUGCGCUUUCUCCGCCUGGUCCGGAUCUUGCGGUGGGUGAAAUUGCGCCGGAUGGCGGAAGUCUUCCAGGAGCUCAUUCAGUCGCAAGCUGCGAGCAUGUACUGGAGCCUCCUCUUCGGCAUCGCACGACUCAUCAUCUUGAACCACUUGAUCGCGUGCUGCUGGUUCGGCAUAAGCCGUCUGGAGGGCGCCAGCGACAACUGGGUGACCCAUGCUCGCCUGCAGGAGGAUACCACCUCUCCACCACACAUGUAUGCUGCCUCCAUGAAUUGGGCCUUCGCUCAGCUGGGCGUGGGCGUCUCAGACAUCAGUCCCCGCACGACGCUGGAGACAUACUUCUGCAUCCUCAUCGCUUUCCGGUCGCUCAUCACCUGCACUACGCUGAUCAGUCGCAUGACAUCGUUGAUGACUGCGCUGAUCAAAGUGAAGGAGGAUGAGGAGCGUGAGUUCCGGCUCCUUCGCAGCUACCUGGUCUUCAACGAGAUCCCUCAUCGCUUGGGGCAGAAGGUUACCAGGUUUUUGCAGCAUCAGUUCAGCCUCAAGCAGCAGGCAAAGACUGCUGAUUUACACGUUCCAUUGCUCGAGCUCCUCUCGCACCAGCUACAGGGGGAGCUCCAGUUUGCCCGGCACAGGGCAUCCCUCGCUAAGCUUGAGUUCCUGGACCACCUCAUGGACCACCUUGACCGGCAGAUCUUGCGAAUAUUGCACGAGCUGUGCACCGUGGCCCUGGACAGUUUGCCCGUGGCCUCCAAGGAUAUGGUCUUUCUCGGUGGUUCCCAGGCCCGCAAGACAUACCUCGUUUUGGCGGGCACCUUUACCUACCACCACGACGAUGGUGCAGAGAAGGUCGAUGCUGAGUCCUGCGGCUGGGUGGCGGAGAUGUGCUUGUGGACGCCUUGGGUCUACUUGGGCGACCUGGUGUCGCAUGACGUCUCUCGCAUCGUAGCCAUGGAUGCAUCUUUGUUUGGUCAAAUCUUGAGCCAAUCCCCGUCUACACAUGACCAUGCCAAAGACUAUGCCAAGAACUUUCUCAGCAUGAUGCGGGGCAAAACGUCCUGGACGGAUCUUCGCUAUGAAGCCAGAGACGACAACUCAGUUGGCAAUGUAAGCCGGCAUGCCUCCGUGAAGAAGCCACGUGCUUCCUUCGCUCCCUUUUGCUGCAGAAAGAAAUCCCAAAAGCAGAUACACAUUGAAGAGCUGGGAUGA